Molecule: messenger RNA, 2527 nt
Organism: Amaranthus tricolor (Joseph's coat)
Lineage: Eukaryota; Viridiplantae; Streptophyta; Magnoliopsida; Caryophyllales; Amaranthaceae
Product: ARM REPEAT PROTEIN INTERACTING WITH ABF2-like
Exons: 18
Coding region: 182-2314 (710 amino acids)
Molecular function (GO): protein binding
Source: RefSeq, a predicted model, not a curated record
GGUCACCCGCUUUGAAACUCAAGUAUAUAUAAAAACCGACAAAAACACGUUAUUCUUAUCUUAGCAUCACGAAAAUAAAAUAAAAAUUAAAUAAAACCCUUUUACUUUCUCUCUCCUCUAAACUUCAAUUUCUCUAUCUACCUCCAUUGCCUCCCUCCUUUUUCCUCACUGCUACUCCGCCAUGGAUUCAAGAUCAAGCAGCGCUCGAAAAAGCUUGAAGCGAAAGUUUGAAGAAGAUUUUAGCGAAAGCAAGGUCGAUCUAUGUUUAUCUUCACAAUUACCGUUACAUAAUCGAAGCAAUCAUCAAGAUCUGUUGAUGGAAGGGAUUAAUUCUCAUAUUAAUCUUCUUAAACGUUGUUACUCGUGGUCGGAAUCUGAUCGAUUUGAUUCUAAACGCGCUACUCAUUUCUUGUCCGGACUUGCCAAAAAUGAAGAAUUGGUGAAUUUGAUUGUUGAGUGUGGUGCAGUACCUGCUUUAGUGAUGCAUCUUCAGUCGCCACCUUAUAGUGAGGAUAGCGUUUCUAGACCUCUUGAACAUGAGGUUGAGAAAGGAAGUGCCUUAGCGCUUGGUCUUCUUGCUGUUAAGCCGGAACAUCAGCAACUUAUUGUUGAUGCUGGUGCUUUGCCUCAUCUUGUUGAUCUUCUUAAAAGACAUAGAAACGGGUGUAAUGUCCGAUCUCUUAAUGGUGUUGUAAGAAGAGCAGCUGAUGCAAUAACCAAUCUUGCUCAUGAAAAUAGCAACAUCAAAUCUUCUGUGAGGAUUGAAGGCGGGAUUCCACCACUUGUUGAACUUUUAGACUCAACUGAUAUCAAAGUUCAGAGAGCAGCAGCAGGUGCACUAAGAACUCUUGCUUUUAAGAACGACGAGAACAAAAACCAGAUUGUUGAGUGCAAUGCUCUGCCAACCCUAAUUUUAAUGCUCCGUUCUGAGGAUCCUGCUAUUCACUAUGAAGCGGUUGGUGUGAUUGGGAAUUUGGUCCACUCAUCUCCUAAUAUAAAGAAAGACGUUCUCCUUGCUGGUGCCCUGCAACCUGUCAUUAGUUUGUUAAGUUCAUGUUGUUCUGAGAGUCAAAGAGAGGCAGCUUUACUCCUUGGACAGUUUGCUUCAGCUGAUUCAGAUUGCAAGGUACACAUUGUCCAGAGAGGUGCUGUCCCACCUUUGAUUGAGAUGCUUCAGUUGCCAGAUGCACAACUUAGAGAAAUGUCAGCUUUUGCACUUGGAAGGUUGGCUCAGGACUCACAUAAUCAAGCUGGAAUUGUUCAAUGUGGUGGUAUUGUGCCAUUGCUAAAACUUCUUGAUUCAAGAAAUGGUCCUCUACAACAUAAUGCUGCAUUUGCUUUAUAUGGUCUUGCAGACAAUGAGGAUAAUGUUGCAGAUCUUAUUAAACUUGGUGGUGUCCAGAAACUUCAAGAAGGGGAUUUUGUAGUUCAGCCAACUAAGGAUUGUGUGGCAAAGACCCUGAAGAGGUUGGAGGAAAAGAUUCACGGACGAGUAUUGACCUAUCUGUUGUAUCUGAUGCGGGUAGCUGAUAAAAGUGUUCAAAUACGGGUUGCAUUAGCUCUUGCUCACCUUUGCUCUCCUGAGCAUCAAAGGAAGAUCUUCAUCGACAAUAAUGGUUUGGAGCUGCUCUUAGAACUUCUUGAAAGUACAGUAAUUAAGCAGCAGCGAGAUGGUUCAAUGGCUUUGUACACGAUGGCUAGCAAAGCCACUAUAGUCUCACCAGUUGAUGCAGCUCCUCCCUCACCAACUCCACAGGUGUAUUUGGGAGAGCAAUAUGUAAAUAAUUCGACUUUGUCUGAUGUUACCUUCCUUGUAGAAGGUCGGAGAUUUUAUGCUCACCGUAUAUGCCUUCUUGCAUCUUCUGAUACAUUUCGUGCAAUGUUUGAUGGUGGUUAUAGGGAAAAGGAUGCUAAGGAUAUAGAGAUUCCAAAUAUUCGAUGGAACGUCUUUGAGUUGAUGAUGAGAUAUAUAUAUACAGGUUCUGUAAAAGUCGAUCAGGAUAUUGCACAAGAUUUGCUUAGAGCUGCUGACCAGUACCUACUAGAUGGUCUUAAACGACUUUGCGAGUAUGCCAUUGCCCAGGAUAUUUCCGUGGAGAACGUUGCACUGAUGUAUGAGUUGUCGGAGGCAUUCAAUGCUAUGUCAUUACGCAACUCUUGUAUCUUGUUUAUCUUGGAGCAGUUUGAUGGAUUAAUUUCUAAGUCCUGGUAUACUCGCCUAAUUCAACGAGUUUUACCGGAGAUUCGUAACUUUUUUGACAGAGUUCUUACCAAGCCUAAUUUCGUUGAGGUGACUGAAUCACAGAUGAUCUAGUUAUCAUUGCAAUCUUUUAACUAACCAUUUGGGAACUCGUUUGCUUGCACAAAUGUCAAAUAGGUUCAUAUUCAAAGUUGGAGGGGAUGAAGUAGCCUUCUAUUUUUUUGUAUCUGGCAUUAUUGGCCCUGUAAUAUGAUAGAAAUAGAAUAGACUAGAGAGAUGUAAAGCCAAUACAUGCAUUCUAAUUUUUAGAGAAAUUCUUCAUGGUGA